AUGAUGAUGAUGAAGCCAUCACAUAAUGCAACUUCAACAUUACUAGUAGACUCAGGUAUUACCAAAUGGAAUUCACCAGUCCCUUAUCUUUUUGGUGGUCUAGCAAUUAUAUUGGGACUAAUUGCGUUAGCGUUAUUAGUCGUAACUUGUUCAUACAAGAAACCUUCAACGGAAGAAUCAUCGUCGCGUUCAAACAACGUUAAUGAUUCGGAUCACGGUCAAGAGAAGAAGACGAUAGAGUUGAUGAAACCGGAGAUGGAACCUAAAUUUGUUGUGAUCAUGCCCGGGGAUUACAACCCUACGUGGUUAGCCAAACCGACUUUGCCUAUCCGCUAUGGUCCCAACAAAGUCUAA
This is a messenger RNA of Solanum pennellii, 354 nucleotides long. RefSeq names its product protein GLUTAMINE DUMPER 6. The coding region runs from base 1 to 354 and encodes 117 amino acids. NCBI's taxonomy places the organism in Eukaryota, Viridiplantae, Streptophyta, Magnoliopsida, Solanales, Solanaceae. The record is from RefSeq and is a predicted model, not a curated record. The transcript has a single exon. Gene Ontology annotation, biological process: regulation of amino acid export.